This is a messenger RNA of Anguilla anguilla (European eel), 4074 nucleotides long. RefSeq names its product transcription factor SOX-6-like. Gene Ontology annotation, molecular function: RNA polymerase II cis-regulatory region sequence-specific DNA binding; DNA-binding transcription factor activity, RNA polymerase II-specific. NCBI's taxonomy places the organism in Eukaryota, Metazoa, Chordata, Actinopteri, Anguilliformes, Anguillidae. The record is from RefSeq and is a predicted model, not a curated record. Gene Ontology annotation, cellular component: nucleus. The transcript has 18 exons. Gene Ontology annotation, biological process: central nervous system development; cell fate commitment; regulation of transcription by RNA polymerase II. Bases 993 to 3368 code for a protein of 791 amino acids.
CUUGUAUCGUGUAACAAUAAAAGUAAUGCCUCUUAUUUGAACAUAUGGCAUGGUUUCGAUCAUGGAAAACGUGAUGAUUUAGGCUAUUAGGCUACUUCUGUUGUAGCCCCUGUAUUUAGAGUAGGCUACUGAUAAGUGCGACUUACAUAAAAGUGUACAGAAGUUCGAAUAUUCACGUUCUUCGUGUAUUGAACGUGAAAUGCGGCUACCCCAUGUUUCCUUCAGAUAUUUUCGUAAAUGUCUUCUGUUCUGUACUACAUUUAUGCAGUUCACACGUAACGCGCCACUUGAACGUUGUCUUGGGUAGGCUAUGGUUUGUUUUCAUAAUGUCGCCACCAACAUUAAUAAUAUCAUAAAAGUUGGCUUUUAUGUUGCCGUGCAUUAGGGGUUCUAUUGCUUGCUCAAUGUCUUGUUUCUAUGGGGAAGCAAUUUCACUUUUGUCCACAAAGCGGUACUAUUCAUCGACUGACGUGCGUAUCACUAGGUAUCCAACUCCAAGUGUAAACGGAUUUGAGGCUUUAAAAAGUUUCUUUGAAGUUUUAAGUGUGUUGUAUUUUCUUUAUUUUGAAGACGUUUUAAUUUAAAGAGGUUGGUAUUUAGAGUUUGGCUCAUGGGAAAGGCAUCGUAACAAUCAAAGGGAAAAUUUGGAAUCUCCUUUGCCUCGCUUAUAGCUUGGGAAUUCUCUCGGACUUAACUUUCGCCGGAGGUCACGCAAAUUGACCUUAAAAGAAUGCAUUAGCCAUAAAUUAAAAUAAACCCCUCAUCCAAAACCUGAUCCAGUGAGAGACAAUACACGACCUGGACAAACCAGGCUUCCUUCGCGAGCCGACCAAACGGUGCGCGGUGCUGGGGAAGAGGGAACUUGACAUUGCUGUUAGCUGUGAGUGGAAGUUCCCUCAUAAGGUCACUUUCAUGAAUUCAAAAUCAACUAACCAGUGAUCUCUGGGUGCUGGGGCUACAAUCUCUCUGUUUCUACUCCUCCCACAGCAGCCAUGGAGGCCUCUCCUCGUAGCAGCUUUUUCCUGAGCAGAAUAAUGUCGUCCAAGCAAGCCGCCUCUCCGUUCCUCCCUGCCGACGGGGACGACGCCAUGAGCCAGGACAGGGUGUCCUGGGACAAGGAGGAGAGCAGCGACCCCCACGGCCCCCCCCAGCUGCCCCUGCACACCGUGCUGCACAGCAAAAGCCCCCCGGAGGAGCUCCCCGCAAUCAGCAGCGUCCCCCCGGAGUCAGAGUGGGACAGCAUCGUGUCUGCCCAGCAGCGCAUGGAGUCGGACAGCAAUAAGGUGUGCUCCCUGUACUCCUUCCGGAAUAACUCUACCUCGCCCCACAAGCCCGAGGAGGGGGCCCGGGAGCGUGGCGGCGCCGGUGGCGGCGGCGGCGGCGGCGGUGACCAGCUGAGUGGCUCCGCCUUCGGGACCCCCGAGCGGCGCAAGGGAAGCCUGGCCGACGUGGUGGACACCCUCAAGCAGAAGAAGCUGGAGGAGAUGACCAAGACUGAGCAGGACGAUUCAUCCUGCAUGGAAAAACUUCUCUCUAAAGACUGGAAAGAAAAAAUGGAAAGACUGAACACGAGCGAGCUUCUGAGUGAGAUAAAGGGUACCCCCGAAAGCCUGGUGGAGAAGGAGCGGCAGCUCUCGGCCAUGAUCACGCAGCUGAUCAGCCUGCGGGAGCAGCUCCUGGCCGCUCACGACGAGCAGAAGAAGCUGGCCGCCUCGCAGAUGGAGAAGCAGCGGCAGCAGAUGGAGCUGGCGCGGCAGCAGCAGGAGCAGAUCGCAAGACAACAGCAGCAACUUCUGCAGCAGCAGCACAAAAUCAACCUACUGCAGCAACAGAUUCAGGUCCAAGGUCACAUGCCUCCGCUCAUGAUCCCCAUCUUUCCACACGACCAGCGCACUCUGGCAGCUGCCGCUGCUGCGCAGCAGGGCUUCCUCUUCCCCCCGGGAAUCACGUACAAGCCAGGUGAUAACUACCCGGUGCAGUUCAUUCCAUCCACAAUGGCAGCUGCCGCCGCGUCGGGGCUCAGCCCCCUCCAGCUCCAGGUCUCUUCCCUGCAGCAGCUGUAUGCGGCCCAGCUGGCCAACAUGCAGCUCUCACCCGGAGCCAAGAUGUCCUCCCUGCCCCAGCCCCUGAACUCCUCCGGCCCCGUCUCGCCCACCGGCCCCAAGGGGGAGAAGCGGCCCUCCAGCCCCCUCAUCCAGGUCAAGGACGAAGGGACGCAGCCCCUCAACCUCUCCGCUCGGCCCAAGACGGCCGAGCCGGUCAAGUCCCCCGUGUCCCCGACCCACAGCCUGUUCCCUGGCAGCAAGACCAGCCCCAACAGCCUGUCCAAGAGCAGCGUCCCCAGCCCCAUCGGAACCCUGGGCCGCGGGUCCUCUCUGGACAUCCUGUCCAGCCUGAACUCCACGGCGCUGUUUGGUGACCAGGACGCGGUGAUGAAGGCCAUCCAGGAGGCGAGGAAGAUGAGGGAGCAGAUCCAGCGGGAGCAGCUGCAGCACCACCAGCAGGGCAUGGAGGCCAAGUUCUCUGCCCUCAGCAGCAUGGGCCUCAACAACUGCAGGGCUGACAAGGAGAGGGCGCACUUCGAGAGCCUGGGGACACCACUGGGGAAGCUGGGCGAGGACGGCAAGAUGGGCCACCGGGUCAUCGACCUCACCCGGCCCGAAGAUAUGGACGGAGGCGCCAGCACUACGGAGGCUCGGGUGUACAGGGAAGCGCGGGGACGCAACAGCAACGAGCCACACAUCAAGCGGCCCAUGAACGCCUUCAUGGUGUGGGCCAAGGACGAGCGGAGGAAGAUCCUGCAGGCCUUCCCCGACAUGCACAACUCCAACAUCAGCAAGAUCCUCGGCUCCCGCUGGAAGGCCAUGACUAACCAGGAGAAGCAGCCCUACUACGAGGAGCAGGCGCGGCUGAGCAAGAUCCACCUGGAGAAGUACCCCAACUACAAGUACAAGCCCCGCCCGAAGCGCACCUGCAUCAUCGACGGCAAGAAGCUGCGCAUAGGCGAGUACAAGCAGAUGAUGCGCUCACGGAGGCAGGAGAUGCGCCAGUUCUUCACUGUUGGGCAGCAGCCACAGAUUCCCAUCACCACCAGCGGGGGCGUGGUCUACCCCGGCGCCAUCACCAUGGCUACCGCCACGCCCUCUCCGCAGAUGACGUCAGACUGCUCCAGCGCCUCGGCCAGCCCGGAGCCCGCCAUCCCCGUCAUCCAGAGCACCUACGGCCUCAAGCUGGAGCCAGGGGCCAUGGUGAGCGGUGACCCCGUCAACGGCGACGACGACAUGGACAUGUACGAGGACUUCGAGGACGAGCCCAAAUCGGACUACAGCAGCGACACCGAGACCAGGGAGCCUGUUAGCGCCAACUGAGUCCGCCCUACGACCCUGAUACCCCCACCCCCCCCCAACGCCCCCCACGGCCAAACCCAGCAACAAGUCCACAGAUUCAUACCGGAGAGAACCAGAGUGAGAGAGGGAGAGGGAGAGAGAAAGAGACGGAAGAACGAAAUAACAAAGGCAAAGAAGAAUAAUAAUGAAAGGAAAAAAAACGACAAUUGAAGAGCAAAGCUCCCUUUCUGAACAUGUACUCCAUCUGAGCCUGCAUGCACAUGUGGCUCACCCACAUUCAGCUGUUGGUCUUAAACGUUUCUUUAAGUGUGAAGCAGUAUGUUUGUUUUAAGUUUUCCCAUUUCAUUUUCUCUGUUUUUUUUUUUGUUCAUGGACAUUUUGACACAGAUUUUUUUUUUUGUCUGUUCAACUUUGGAUGUCAGGACUUGAAAUUUAACAUUUAAUAUGAAUCCAUAGCUCUCACAGUCUUACAUUUUUUGUUCUUAUGAAUAUAUUCAUAUAUAUUUUCUUUUGAAUGCUUUAUUAGCUUAAUUUACUGUUUUGAUUGGGUAAUAAUUCUCACUCAGGUAUGCUGUGCCAGCCAACAGCUUGUGAAUGUGUUUUUAACCUGAACUAUUAAGAAAAAAUACAGAGAGAGAAAAAAGUAUUCUGAAAUUUCAUAAAGAUAAAACACAGAAACCAGUCCACCAGUGCGCUAACACGCACAAAGAGAAUGCAUUAGACUCCC